AUGACUAUUCUUACAAAGAUCAUUCCAUUCAUCUUUGAUCAUGAUGAUGACCUUAAGGAUCAGCUAUUCUGGAUGAACAUCGUUUCACCAAGUAUUGCUCAAUCUUCAGUCGCGGUGACUGCUGCCACCCCAACAAGUUCUACUGCCACUGUACCACCUGUUGCUGAUCCAGCUAUGACGACUACGACUCCCACUACAACAACAAUCAGCGACGCACCAGUCGCCAGCAAUAGUAGCGCCACUACACCAUCAUCAACACCUGUCGUCGACACUACGACCACUCCCACAACAACAACAACAACAACGACAACAACUACUACAUCAACUAUCGAACCAAAGGUCAACAAGGAUCACUUGCUUCCACAUACUACCGUUGCAGGUGCACCAUUGGCACAGCAGUUGAUGACAUCUCUACUGGGUCUUUUGUUCCGUCCUGCAUUCACAUUGUCCGAGAGGGUCGUCAUUGACACCACUGGCUGCACAAACAUGCCAACCAAGUAUGCUUGGAAAGGUGGAUAUGGUAUCGAACAGGUUGAGCAGGAUGCCCAAUACACAAUCAAACCACACUGGCUCAACAGGCAACAAGUUCUCCAAUGUCUAGUAGUCUGUCUCUCCGAACAGCUCUAUGUCACCCAAGAUCAAUGUCACAGAUACAGGAGUAGAUGGCUGGAUUGGAUGACUUCGAAUGAGUACUUUGCAGAGGUAUUGCAGUAUACAUUGAUCAAUACACUGUGUACCUAUGAUCCGGUUGGAUGGGGCGUGCCCUACAAUCAUCUGAUGUUUUCUGACGACCAGGAGGCCGUCGCCAAGCUGUCCGUGCAGAUACUGAACGUUCUGUUGUCCUACGAUCCCACCAUGGACGAGUCGUCGGCAUCAUCCUCCUCGUCACCAGCGACACACGUCAAUGUGUACGUGUCACUACUGCGAUCGAUGAAGCGAUCACGUGACCAUGCCUUCUUCUUCAAAGCCUUCGAGAGGAUCUUGGGUCUGCCACUGAUGGCGCUCAACACCAGCCUGCCCAACUCGACCAAGGAGAUCGAGAUGCACCGUGAUGUCCUCAUCACAUUCUGGCGAUUCAUCACAAUCAAUCAAGAGUUCCUUAGCUAUAUCGCCACCUGUCCGACCUGUCCCGAGUUCCUGACGCUGCUGCUCCAGUACAUGGACGAGGGCAGAAAGAACCAGAGGACGCAUGGUCUCGUGCAGAUUGGCACGUUCAUCCUGCUGCAGCUCAGCAGUGAUCGCGACUUUGCCAUCUCGCUCAACAAGCCGUUCUCGGACAAACAGGUCGUUGCCGACCUGCCCAAGCCCAUCGCCGGCUACUCCGACCUGCUCAUCCUCGUGCUGUACCGUCUGCUAAUGGACAACAAUCAGCUACUCGAGAGCAUCUAUGAGUGCACGUUGACUGUGCUGGCCAACCUGUCACCAUACAUGAAGCAUCUGUCCAUGACCACCAGCUCCAAGCUGAUCAAGCUGUAUGAGCAUCUGUCCAUGCCACGCUUCCUCUUUGCCAACAGUCACAACCAUCGCUAUGUCCACCUCUUGCUCGAGAUGUUCAACAAUCUGCUGCAACAUCAAUACGAGAGCAACACCAACUUUAUAUACUCUGUCCUAAGGAGUCAGAACUCCUUCUCCAAGCUUGCCUACCUCACCAUCGUGUCGCCAUCCUUUGCGCCACUACCAACAGUAGCCACGCCACCACAGCAACAGCAACUUGUAAAUACAUCAACAACACAGGACAAUGCCUCAUCAUCCUCAGCAUCCCCAACAACAACGACUACUACGACCACACCACCACCAACAACAGCAUUGCAACAACAGAUUGGAUGGAUGCCAACUGAUGAGUGGCUGCAGGGAAUCAAGAGACACUUGCCCUUGGACAAUAUACUCAAGGUGAUCACUCAUCUCUCACCUCAGGUUCAGAGAUUGUGCACAGGAUCAGGCACGGACGAGAAGAAUAUGAUGGACUACCUAAAGAUCUCUACGACAGUUGGAUUGUUCACAACAAGCAACUCGAUAAUCACUCGCAAGUAUCAUGCCAAUGCCAUCACCAAGUCAUGGUUCAUCGCCUACAUGUGGUGCAUAAUCUACUUGGAGAAUGCCACCAACAUGCUCUUCCAAGGCAGUGAUAUCCGAUUAUUCCAUCUUAGUCGCCCUACAACAUCUUCGACUCCAACAUCAUCAUCCACGUCAUCGACAACAUCCACGUCAUUGACAUCCUCCGCAUCAAAUUACUUCUACUACUACGACUACUACAACUUCUACUUCUGGUCCAACGUCUGCCUAAUCAUAGUAGUCAUAACAUAA
Molecule: messenger RNA, 2304 nt
Organism: Acytostelium subglobosum LB1
Lineage: Eukaryota; Evosea; Eumycetozoa; Acytosteliales; Acytosteliaceae
Exons: 3
Coding region: 1-2304 (767 amino acids)
Cellular component (GO): membrane; Golgi medial cisterna; Golgi trans cisterna
Source: RefSeq, a predicted model, not a curated record